AUGGCUGGAGAGGUGCCACAAGCACAGAGGUCGGAGGUCGAUGCGAAGUUCUUAAAGGACAGCAAAAAGGCGAUGGUGGUGUUCUUGAAAAGAUCGGUGGAGGAUUUGUAUAGAAGGCGAGUCCAAUACAUGGCUAGUCCGAACCCGCGCGAAGGAGUACGUCGCCUUCGUAAAGCUCGGGCGGUAUCACGGAUUCAUUGGAUGUCUACUUUUAAGACAGAGGUCUUUCUGACAAUUUGAGUAAGGAGGAGGUUGAUAGAUGGAAUCAAAGGCUGAAGGACGCACUGAAGCAAUAUGUGAAUGCGGAAAAUGGAGAACGCGGACUGAUGGUACAAGAGGUGGUACGUGCUGUCUCAAUGCUAGCGUUUGGGCGGAUGCUCGUGAAAAGGUUCGAAUUCGUUCUAAGGUCGACGUUAAAGGUGUACGCACAAGAGCGUCCUAAACAAACGUUCUGGUUUUCGUCCCGUUUACUGAGACUAGCGGCAGCCCUUGCUUUGGUGUUGUGA
Bursaphelenchus xylophilus (pine wood nematode) is the source of this 506-nucleotide messenger RNA. Lineage: Eukaryota; Metazoa; Nematoda; Chromadorea; Rhabditida; Aphelenchoididae. The record is from the annotation of a GenBank genome assembly.